AUGGAAUUCCCAGUCGUCAUGGGAUCACUUGCUGACAUAGAAUUCCGUGUCGCUGCGGUCUUACUUGCUGGCAUUGGAUCCAUUGUCAAGAUCAACAUUGAAUUCUCCCUCCUCACUGUGUUACUUGCUGGCAUAGUAUCCCCUGUCAUCAUGGUAUUACUUGCUGGCAUAGUAUCCCCUGUCACCAUGGUAUUACUUGCUGGCAUAGCAUCCCCUGUCAUCAUGUGGAUUCAUAAGUACACUGCAGUCUGGGGUGAGUACACUGUCAGUGGAUUCAUAAGUACACUGGGGUUGGUAGAUGACAGGACAGUGGUUCAACCCGAGGCAGGGGACCUCACCAACCCACCCAAGAAAUUCAGAGAUUGCCUGUUUCGUAUCUGCCCUAUGAACAGGUACUCUGCACAGAAACAGUUUUGGAAAGCCUCCAAACAGACUUCCCACCAAACAAGUGUCACUGACGCUGUGCUGCUGAAGAAAUUACAUCAUGCAGCAGAAUUGGAGAAAAAACAGAAUGAAAUUGAAAACAAGAAACUGUUGGGCAACAUUGCUCAGUAUGGCAGUGUUGUACAGUUGCUCCACCUUAAAAGCAACAAGUACCUGACAGUGAACAAGCGUCUGCCUGCGUUACUGGAGAAGAAUGCCAUGAGGGUCACACUGGACAACUCAGGAAAUGAGGGAUCUUGGUUUUAUAUAGUUCCCUUCUACAAACUCCGUUCGUCAGGAGACAAUGUUGUAGUGGGAGACAAGGUGGUCCUGAACCCAGUGAAUGCCGGCCAACCCCUGCAUGCCAGUAACUAUGACCUGCCUGACAACCCUGGCUGUAAGGAGGUCAACUCUGUCAACUGUAACACCAGCUGGAAGAUUGUCCUCUUCAUGGACUAUAGGGAGAACCAGGAAGAUGUGCUGAAAGGGGGGGAUGUGGUGCGUCUGUUCCAUGCUGAACAGGAGAAGUUUCUUACCUGUGAUGAGUACAAGAAGAAACAGUAUGUGUUCCUCAGGACAACAGGGAGAACAUCUGCCACUGCUGCCACUAGUUCUAAGGCACUGUGGGAAGUGGAGGUUGUUCAACAUGAUCCAUGCAGAGGGGGUGCUGGCCAUUGGAACAGCCUGUUUAGGUUCAAACACCUAGCAACUGGACAGUACCUGGCUGCUGAGGUGGACAAUGAUCCGACCCCUGACCCCAUGCGUAACAAGCUGCGUGGUGGUCCCAGCACUCCUGUGUAUACACUGGUCUCUGUGCCUCAUGGACAUGACAUUGCUUCCAUCUUUGAACUGGACCCCACCACAAUGACCAGAGGAGACUCACUGGUACCCAGGUCAUCAUUUGUCCGUCUGCGUCACCUGUGCACCAACACAUGGGUCCACAGUACUUCUAUUCCCAUUGAUGUGGAUGAAGACAGACCCAUCAUGAACAAGGUGGGUUGUGCUGCAGUAAAGGAAGACAAGGAAGCAUUUGCCAUUGUUCCUGUGUCUGCGGCAGAGGUCAGGGACCUAGACUUUGCUAAUGACGCCAGCAGGGUGCUGUCCAGCAUUGCAUCCAAGCUGGAGAAGAGCUCCAUCACACAGACUGAGAGGAGAUGCGUGACCCAGCUCCUCCAUGACCUGAUCUUCUUUGUGGCCUAUCAAGAGAACACCACUGGAGGGGACCCCCUGGAAUACGACUUUAUUGUCCCCGAUAGAGAGAGACAGAAGCUGCUCAGAGAGCAGAAUAUUCUCAAACAGGUGUUCAAGAUCCUUCAAGCUCCAUUUAUAGAGGGCAGUGAAGGCCCCUUGUUGAAGAUGGAGGAGCUGGCAGACAAACGGCAUGCUCCUUUCCGCCACAUCUGCUGUCUCUGCUACAGGAUCCUCAAACUUUCCCAGCAGAGUUACAGGAAAAAUCAGGAGUACAUUGCCAAGCAGUUUCCAUUCAUGCAGAAGCAGAUAGGCUAUGGUGUCCUAGCAGAGGAUACUAUUACUGCACUCCUUCACAACAACAGGAAGUUACUGGAGAAACACAUCACAGGGUCCGAAAUUGAGACUUUUGUCAACUUGGUCAGGAAAAAUAAAGAGUGCAGGUUUCUGGACUACCUGGCAGACCUUUGUGUGUCCAACCAUGUGGCCAUUCCAGUGACGCAGGAACUGAUCUGCAAGUCUGUGCUCAGUCCUAAGAAUGCUGACAUCCUCAUACAGACCAAGUGGUAUCAGUUGGACCUGUUCUCCCACAUGUGUCUUGACCGCCAGUACCUGGCCAUCAACAUUCUGUCACCACAGCUGGACAUUGAUCUCAUUUUAAGAUGUAUGGCAGAUGAAGUCCUUCCUUAUGAACUGCGUGCUUCGUUUUGUCGGCUCAUGCUGCACAUGCAUGUUGAUCGUGACCCACAGGAGCAGGUGACCCCAGUGAAAUACGCACGGCUUUGGUCGGAGAUCCCCACUGCUAUCUCCAUUGAUGAUUAUGAGUCCCACACAAGUCAGGAGACGGGAAAGGAGAGUGUGAAAACCAAGUUUGCAGGGACUAUCUCCUUUGUGGAGGAUUACCUGUGUAAUGUGGUCAGCCAUUCUUGGUCAUUUGUGGACAAAGAGCAGAAUAAACUGACCUUUGAAGUGGUGAACUUGGCGCGCCAUCUCAUCUACUUUGGCUUCUACUCCUUCAGUGACUUGCUGCGUCUGACAAAGACUUUGCUCGCCAUUUUGGACGCUGUGCCUGAGACAACUGGAGAAAGCAAAAUUACUUCAAUUGAUGCUAAGAAGACCUCAAUGAGUGCAGUGGUGUCCAAUUUGAUAGCCAAGAGUGGAGAGCUGGCAGAAGCUAAGACUAAGAAGCAGGAGAAGGAGGAUACCAUGGUGAUGGACACCAAACUGAAGAUCAUAGAAAUACUACAGUUCAUAUUGAACGUGCGCCUGGAUUAUCGUAUUUCAAGUCUUCUGACCAUCUUCAAACGGGAGUUUGAUGAGAACAAUGCCACAGAGAAGACUGGAGAGGCUGUCAGUACAGAAAAGUUUAUUUUGAAUGUCCGUCUGGACUACUAUAUAACUAGUCUGCUCAGUGUCUUCAAAGAGGCCUUUGAGAAACUGAAUCAGGAACACGCCUCAGAUGACAGGGAUCUUUAUAUCCUGCAGACACAGAAAUCCUGGUUGGACCUGGAGACCAUUGGGACACAGGCUGAAGACAUCUUUGGAGGGAGUGCUGAGGCAGCAGAGCUGGACCUGGAUGGUCAAGGUGGCCGUAUGUUCCUAAGAGUCCUUCUCAACUUGGUGAUGCACAACUACCCGUCCCUGGUGUCAGGGUCCCUCCAGCUGCUCUUCAGACACUUCAGCCAGAGACAGGAGGUCCUGCAGGCCUUUAAACAGGUGCAGCUCCUGGUCUCAGCAGGGGAUGUAGAGAACUACAAGCAGAUCAAGACAGACCUUGAUGAACUGCGCCUCCUGGUGGAGAAAUCUGAGCUCUGGGUGUACAAGACCAAGCAGAAUGAUGAUGAUGAUGCUGGUUCUCAUAGCACAACUUCCAGUAAGAAGAAGAAGAAAGGCAAGGGGUCUGGACCCUCUGAGGACUCUCAGGAGGAGAAAGGCAGUGGAGAGUCUAAGGAGAAAAAAGAUGAGAAGAAAACACCUAGUUUGGGUUUGGCUCAUGAGAAGGGUUCUGCCAUUGAUCUAGACAUAGGUCCUCCCAUUGACUCCAGUGCCUCCCAUAACUACAAGACCAUCAAGGAGGUGGAGAAGAACAUAUCCUAUAAGAAGAGUGCAGACACACGCAUGCAUGAGAUCAUGCGUCUUGCUCACAAGUUCUUGCAGAUGUUCUGUCUGGGCAACCACUCCAACCAAGCCUUGCUGCACAAAAGUCUGGACAAGUUUCUCAAUCCUGGGCUUUUGGAGGCACAAACAGCACGUGCCAUUUUCCAAGACAACGUCAACCUGUGCAAUGAGGUGACAGAGAGAGUGGUCCAGCACUACGUCCACUGUAUUGAGACACAUGGCCGACAUGUGCAGUACCUGAAGUUUCUACAGACCAUUGUGAAGUCAGAAGGCACUUUUAUCAGAAAGUGUCAGGAUAUGGUGAUGUCGGAGUUGGUCAAUGUUGGUGAAGAUGUCCUCCUGUUCUACAAUGACAAGGCAUCUUUCCAAACCCUGGUCCAACUGAUGAGAUCCGAGCGGAACCGCCUGGAUGAGAACAGCCCUCUGAACUACCAUAUCAACCUGGUCCAGCUCUUGGCUUACUGCACUGAGGGAAAGAAUGUCUACACAGAGAUCAAGUGUCACUCUCUGCUGCCCCUGGAUGACAUCGUCAGGAUCGUCACACACGGAGACUGUAUUCCUGAGGUGAAGAGUGCUUACAUCAACUUCUUGAACCACUGUUAUGUGGACACUGAGGUGGAGAUGAAGGAGAUAUACACCAGUAACCACAUGUGGACAUUGUUUGAGGGGUUCCUGGUUGACAUGGCAACUGUGUGUAAUGCAACUCAUGACAGAAAGCAUGCAGACACAGUGCUGGAGAACUAUGUCAGCACCACCAUCAUGAGCAUCCUGGUCACCUUUUUUGGAUCACCUUUCUCUGACCAGAGUACUACAGUACAGACCAGACAGCCCAUAUUUGUUCAGCUGCUCCAAGGUGCCUUCCGCCUCUCCCACUGCACUUGGCUCUCUGGUGCCCAGAAAUACAAUGUGGAAAACUGCAUUAAGACUCUGUCUGAUAUAGCCAAGGCCCGUGGUAUUGCUAUCCCAGUGGACCUAGACAGCCAAGUGAACACCAUGUUCUCCCAGUCUCAGCUGGUAAGGAAACACACAAGACAGUGGCUGAAUGUGGGCAAACACCGCAAAGAUUCUCUCAUCACCAUCUCUAGGGACUACAGGAGUAUCAUUGAAGGCUUGCAGGACAUUGUGGCACUGUUGGAGGAUCAGCUUCAUCCCCUGGUGCAGGCAGAACUGUCUGUACUUGUGGAUGUCCUCCAUAGACCUGAGCUCCUCUUUCCUCCCUCCACGGCAGCAAGAAAGCACUGCGAGAGUGGGGGAUUUAUUUCAAGGUUGAUCAAGCACACAGAAAGGUUGUUGGAGGACAAGGAAGAACCGCUGUGUAUUAAGGUCCUCCAGACCCUCAAAGAGAUGAUGACAGUGGACUCAGAUUAUGGAGAGAAGUUGGACUUGAAGAGUAUGAACAAGAAAGAGAGUGAUGACCAUAAAAGGGGUGAAGCUCUGCGACAGAGUCUCCUGACGAGGUAUUAUGGGAAAGCUCACCCUCGGGCCAGAAAAACUGAUACUGCACAUGACAAGCGUAAGAAAUCAGAGGGCAGUGGUCCUGGGGCUGUGGUCCUCAGCAGAGCAGACAUGACACUGGCUGAAGUACAGUGUCACCUGGAUGCCCAUGGUGCCUCAGACUUAGUGGUGGACCUGGUCAUCAAUAACUUCAGUCACAAGGUCUUCCUGGAGGCAGUGGAACUGGGGAUAGCAUUGCUGGAAGGGGGCAACAGCACCAUACAGAGGUCCUUGUUCCUGCGUCUAACUACAGAGAAGAAUUCAGAAAAAUUCUUCCGUGUUUUCUUUGACCGUAUGAGGGAGGCACAAACAGAGAUCAAGUCAAGCACUGUCACUGUGAACACUGAAAGUGAAACAGGGAAAAAGAAAGAUGAAAUUCACAAGGAGGCACCAAAGCAUGAGGGAAAGAAAGAUAAAAAGAAAGACAAGAGUCAGGGUCCAGUGGUCAAUGAGGAGUUGAGGUCAGAGCUGGAGGAGGCAGCUGUUCAAACCAGUAAAGCCAUUGCCAUGGUGAGGAGAGUCCGUAGCCGUGACGAUGACUCCCGCUCUCAGCAGGCAUCUAUUGAUGAUCUCCUUGGUGACAAGGCUGUGACACACAAGGAGAAAGAGGAGAAGAAAGUGUCUCUGGAAAUUGCUGUGAUGCAGCCAAUUUUGAGGUUCUUGCAACUGCUCUGUGAGAAUCAUAACAGAGAUCUUCAGAACUAUCUGAAGAGCCAAAGCAACAAGACCAACUACAACUUGGUGUGUGAGACACUGCAGUUUUUGGACUGUAUCUGUGGCAGCACCACUGGGGGUCUGGGGCUGCUGGGACUGUAUAUUAAUGAGGAUAAUGUGGGCCUCAUUAACCAGACCCUGAACACACUGACUGAGUUCUGUCAGGGACCCUGUCAUGAUAACCAGAAUGCUAUUGCUACACAUGAGAGUAAUGGGAUAGAUAUCAUCAUAGCCCUGAUUCUGAAUGACAUCAAUCCUCUCGGGAAGCAACGCAUGGACUUGGUGCUAGAACUCAAGGACAAUGCCUCCAAGUUGCUGCUGGCCAUUAUGGAGAGUCGCCAUGACAGUGAGAAUGCUGAGAGAAUUCUGUAUAACAUGAGCCCCAAGCAGUUGGUUGAUGUGUCCAAGAAUGCAUUCCACCAAGAGGAAGAAGAUGAAGAGGUGGAGAUGGACAGUGAUGAUGUUAAUCAGGCUUCUCCCAAGAAUGUCGGACACAAUAUUUAUAUUCUUGCUCAUCAGCUUGCUCAACACAACCGUGAAUUAGCUGGGAUGCUGAAGCCUAGCGGGGCCCCGGGACACCCUUCCACCCCUGGGGACAUCGCCCUGGAGUACUAUGCCAAACACACCGCACAGAUUGAGAUUGUGCGCCAGGAUCGAACCAUGGAGCAGAUAGUAUUUCCUAUCCCAGAAAUCUGUGAGUAUUUGACCCCAGAGACCAAGCUACGUGUUUAUAACACGGCGGAGAGAGAUGACCAGGGCAGCAAGGUGUCCUCCUUCUUUGACCAGAAUGAUGAUUUGUUUGAUGAAAUGAGGUGGCAGAAGAAACUGCGAGCCUCCCCUGCGUUGUUUUGGAUCAGUAGUCACAUGACCCUGUGGAGCAGCAUUGCCUUCAAUCUGGCUGUGUUGAUCAACUUGAUGGUGGCCUUCUUCUAUCCCUUCAAUAAUAGCAUCAAGGAACUAGAUCCCAGACUGUCUGGAUGUCAUCAUUAUUAUUCUUUCUUCUCCAGAACUAGAUCCCAGACUGUCUGGAUGUCAUCAUUAUUAUUCUUUCUUCUCCAGAACUGUAACCCAGUGUGGACAUCUCUACACAUACAACACAACACAGAGAUUCCCACAGAAGCCCCUGGUGCUGAUGAUAGCUCUCUGGAGAAGACAGAAGAGGUGGAGACUGAGAAGGAACGUGCCUGUGACUCUCUUAUCAUGUGCAUUGUAACAUCUCUGAAUGAAGGCCUUAGAAAUGGUGGUGGCAUAGGUGACGUGCUACGGAAACCCAGCAGCAAGGAGCCCUUAUUUGUGGCCAGAGUUAUCUAUGACUUGCUCUUCUUCUUCAUUGUCAUCAUUAUCACCCUGAACCUCAUCUUUGGUGUCAUCAUUGACACAUUUGCUGACCUGAGAAGUGAGAAACAACAGAAAGAAGAGAUUUUGAAAAACACAUGUUUUAUUUGUGGUCUGGAUAGAUCUUCAUUUGACAAUAAAUCGGUUUCAUUUGAGGACCAUAUCAAGAAUGAACACAACAUGUGGCACUACCUGUACUUCAUAGUGCUGGUGAAAGUGAAAGAUCCCACAGAAUUCACGGGACCAGAGAGCUAUGUCUAUGCCAUGAUCAGAGACAAAAAUUUAGACUGGUUCCCAAGAAUGCGUGCCAUGUCUCUGGCGGCAGAUGAGGGAGAGGGAGAGCAGAAUGAGCUGCGUAAUCUCCAGGUGCAGCUGGAACACACCAAUAAACUGGUGCUGACCCUGUCCCAGCAGCUGAUGGAACUCAAGGACCAGAUGUCUGAACAGCGUAAACAGAAACAGCGUCUCGGCCUCCUUAACACUCCACAGCAGCUGUUUGGGGCACCACCUAUGUAACACUCCACAGCAGCUGUUUGGGGCGCCACCUAUGUAACACUCCACAGCAGCUGUUGGGGCGCCACCUAUGUAACACUCCACACCAGCUGUUUGGGGCGCCACCUAUGUAACACUCCACAGCAGCUGUUUGGGGCGCCACCUAUGUAACACUCCAUACCAGCUGUUUGGGGCGCCACCUAUGUAACACUCCAUACCAGCUGUUUGAGGCGCCACCUAUGUAACACUCCAUACCAGCUGUUUGGGGCACCGCCUACCACAAAGAUUCAUUCACAUGCCAAUUAAUUCUGGACAUUUCUUAACAACCUAUGCUCACUCUGUAGUUUCAACUGUGUCAUAUUCAUUCCCUAAUGUGACAUAGGGGAUAAAUUAAACAAAACAAAAACCUUUUUAUUAGUUUUUUUCCUGGGCUACAGUGGUUUAAUGGACCUUAUUUUAUGUACAUAAAUUAGAUGCUAGAUAUAUUUAGCAAAGUUGACAAUUUGUAAGAUUUCAGCUGACAGUACUUUAAAUAUACAUGUUGUUCUUUUUAAGAUGUUUGCAACAAAAUCUUUAUAUUGUAAUAUUGUCAAAGUCUGUUGGAAGGAACAUUGAUAUGACAACAGAAAUGCAUAGAAAUUAAUUAUGGCAAAAAUGCUCGUCUUAGUAAAUGGUAAUUGAGAUGAUACACUUUUAUUGUAACAGACAAUAAAUUUACUGUUCAAAUGGGUGAUUGUUUCAUUAACUUGAAGCAGGGUGAUAAUUUGUAUUUGGUAUGGUUUCUGGGCAUGUCAACAUGUUAUAUUAAAUGUGAUUGCAUGAGCUUAAGAGUCUGACUGAUUUUCUCUCCAGAUUUUGAGGGCUGACAACUUUGCACAAAUAAAAGGUCAUUAAGGUUAAGGGUUUUCAUAAAAUAUUGUUUGCUUGGACAACCAUCAUGCUUUGGGGGUAAGUAUAUGCCCACAUAUAGAUAUUGGGGGUCUAGAUAGUGGCAUUUGUGACAGUUGUCAGUAGCAUUCUGCACCCAUCAGAGCAUUGGAUCCCACGGGAGUAUUAGAACAUCAACAUAUUUAUUUAAAGGGUAAAUUAUCCCUGUUGCCUUGUGGGGCCACUUAAAACUUCCCUGGUUUUUGGGUCAGUUGAACUGUUUAAAGGGCUUUUCUGCUUUUGUAUACUUAACAAAAAGUCUUUUUCCUAUACUUGAUAUCCAUUUGACAUUCAGUUACUACUUGUUGCACAUCUAAAUUCACUUCCAAAAAUAAGAGGUAGUCCUACUUUCAAGCAGGCUCAUGUACCUUGCUGGUGGUACAUAAUGUAGAGGUGGUCCUCACCUCUCUGAGCAUCCAGAUUAUCUUGUUCUGUUUUGUGUGACUGGACAACAUCAACUGUCUGCCAUUUGACAAACUUUAGUUCCUAUUUAGAGAGAAGACUUUUGGAUAAGUAACAUGGACUAAAUGCUUUUACUGGUUAAGAGUUUUGUGUUUAAGUGAUGAAAAUUAAGUUUUAUUGUGAAAGAGGCUAGUUUGAGGCUUUAAAGUACAUUUGACCUCAGUACCAUGUAGGUUGUUGUAUCAGUACUGUCCAGAAAUGGAAAAGUGUUGCACUGAUUACACACUUUAGAUAACACAUCAUGUGAUUUUGAGAUUUUCUUGUAGCACGUACUUUAUGAAAAUGUCAACUUUUGCACUGUUAACAAUGUAUGCAAGUGUGACAAAUUCAGCCAUUUAAUUUUGUAUAACUAUUUUAUAUAGGUGAACAUGUAAUAAUUCCAAUUGCAUUUAGGUAUACAUGUAGGACAAUAAAAACGACAUGACCAUGUAUUUAUUAUGAUGUUUGAUAGAGCUAAAUAAGGAAAUCUAGUUCUUGGUUUGGGGAAAUUUAAUAGCUUGCAUACUUUGACCGAUUAUUUUAAUAUAUGAUAUAUGACAGAUAUUAGUCAUAAUACAAUUUAUAUGAAUAAAUCUAGAUGAUUUUCAAGAUAUUUUAUCUCAAAAUGUCAGUUAGUUAUUUCCUGCCUACGCAGUGGCAUAAGCCACAAACUCUGUUAACACAAUGGCUUAAUUUGCUUAUAAGAAAGGAAACUAUUCAUCUGUAAGCCACAAACUCUUUUAACACAAUGGCUUAAUUUGCUUAUAAGAAAGGAAAUUGGGAGGGAUUUAAGGGAGUGAUGAAAGGCAAAUGAGUAAAUUGCGUGGCGUAGAACUACCUAGACAUUGAUAGUAGGGUUUUAUUGUAAAACGUAUUU
Messenger RNA from Lingula anatina, 10009 nucleotides. Its product is annotated as inositol 1,4,5-trisphosphate receptor. NCBI's taxonomy places the organism in Eukaryota, Metazoa, Brachiopoda, Lingulata, Lingulida, Lingulidae. Gene Ontology annotation, biological process: calcium ion transmembrane transport. The record is from RefSeq and is a predicted model, not a curated record. Gene Ontology annotation, molecular function: inositol 1,4,5-trisphosphate-gated calcium channel activity; inositol 1,4,5 trisphosphate binding. Gene Ontology annotation, cellular component: membrane; endoplasmic reticulum.